UGGCCUGUUUGACACGCUGAGAACAUCUAGUGUAUUUUAAGCCAGCAGGCCUAGUCCUCACUCUGUUGCUACACACUUGCUAAACAAUAUUCCACCAUACUUACUAAUUAUAUCUGGACUUUAAUGAGAACAAAUGCGAACGAUAAUGAUAACGGCGGCUGUUAUUCCUUUUCUUUCCGUUGUGAGGCAUCUAUCUCCAAAUGCGCGUUCCCGCGACAGGGGGUGCAUUUCGCGGCAGGGAUGCUUUUUUCGGCACAACACCGGACGUCUGCUGCUUUCAGUUUUAUUUGCGCUUGUGUUGUUUUUAUCGACUGUUUUAAAAAAAUGCAGACUCUCUACUGGUGUAUGAUCGCCAAGCACUUCUCAACAUUAGAUCUAUCAUGGAAAAUAAAGUUAUCCACGAUUUGGGUAGACAGAAAACUUUGCCCCCUCCUCCAUUUCUACGUGGAUUACCUCUGUCGAACGCCGUAUCCAUCUCUUCGUAGAAAGCGACAGAGACGACGGGGUAAACGCGGCGGCCUGCUGGUAAAAAUCAAGGCUCAUGUAGUACGAUUCCCCUACGCUGAUCUCCGUGGUCUUUUGGCGAAAUAUGAUGCGGGUCACAACUGCUUUGUUUCUCACCGUUCCUUGGAAUCUGUGUAUACCUGGUUGGUACCGGUGGGCGGUUCGGUUGAGAAGUUUCAGUUUCCCCGCUCUCGUUCACUUCGUCUUCGUCUGCUAGAUCGCUAGCCAACAAAACUUUCAUCUUAAAUGACUUUUUCACUUCCAAUAGCUUGGAUUUACUGUUUGUGACUGGACGAGUGCUGCCUCUCCUUCCUCUCUGUGUCCACUCACUGGUGACGACAGAAGUUCGCUCCAUCCACAGAAAAUGCAUGCAAAAGAAGCCCGAAGGGAAGCUGCUCAAGGCAGUGCAACAUCGCAGAGCUGGAUUCAAAGCUCCAGCAAGCCAGCAGGUGAGGCAGAGUCAGGCUCAGACAGUGAGGGAGAGCCCACUGAGCAUCAGAAGCCAAAUCCAACAGGUACAGUGUCAGAGCUGAGGAUAAUUCUGUUGGGGAAAAGUCUCUCACAGACCCGCAAUGUGGGAAACUUCAUCCUCGGCAGAUCAGCGUUUGAGACUGAAGAUCCUCCACAUUCAGUAGAACCUCACUGUGAGAGUGUCAGAGGACAUGUGGAGGGAAGAGACAUCAGCAUAAUCAGUGCAGCUCAUUUAUUUGACCCACAACUCUCUCAGGAGGAUCUGAAUCAGAGAGUAAAAGAGUUUGUUUCAAAUUCUGGACCUGGGCCUCAUGUAUUUUUACUUGUGGUGCAGCCUCAUGACUUUACAGAGGAGGACAGAAACCUACUGCGAUUCAUCCUGAAUUCCUUCAGUGAUCAAGCCAUAAACUACUCCAUUGUGAUAACAGUAGACGAUGCUGCAACAGUGUUACCAAAAGAGAAAAACCAAGACACAAAGAACUUUACCACUUGCCAGAAACAAGAGCCAGCAGAAGAGGGACAGAAAACAAUGACUGAACAUAAAUUAGCAGAAGAUGGAUCAAUUUGUGAAGAAAAGAAAAAGUGUGAAAUGACAAAAUCAGAGCAACUGUUUAUUACAAUUAAUCUUAAUGAAAAGCACAAACAAAAAAUGAAAACUUCAGAUGUUCUUCAAAUAACUUCACGUUCAUUACACUGGAAGGAGCCUUGUACAGAGAAAGACUUAGUGGAAACCUUUCUACAAAGGAUGCUAAUGAUGGACUACAGAGCAAGAUACAUUACAACUAAGGAAGACUCCAACAAUUCAGAACACACUUACUUAAACACAAGAGAUGGAGAAGAUGAUGAUGACUUUGCUGAUUUUUUAUCAAAGAAGACAUCUUUGGAAAGUGAAAGCCAUAAAUAUCCUGUUCACCCCAUGGAUGUCCAGAUGGCAGUGUUCCACUGCUCAGAUCAUUUCCUAAAGCAGCUAAUAGUGAAUAAACUGGCUCAGUGUCAGUACGCUCUGCCUCUGCUGGUGCCCAAUCCCUUCACCAGAGAGAUCGAGUUUCCUCUGUGGACCUUUCGCCAAAUCAGAAAGAGUUGGAAGAGCACUGACUCCUCUGGUAAGGAGAUCAGUAAAACCCAGGCGAUUUCUGAAGCUGAAACUCCAAUGGUGGCUUUCUUCAGGUUCGGCUCUGCAUCCUCAUCCAAGUCUCAGCUGAUGAACAGCUUGAUCAAUGAGAAACAUCACACGUUCUUCCACAGACACUGUCCAGGCAGCAGCAAGAACCGGUUACUGCUGGACGGAGUGGUGGAGAUUGCGUGGUACUGCCCAUCUGGGGAGGAAACAGAUUAUUUCCCUGACUGUGUUGCAUUCUGUAAUCUCCAUGGUGAUGCAGGAACUAAUAAAGAGCAACUGGAUAUCCUGACUGAAAUGUCCUCAGUCAAUGUUGUACUUUUUUCUGAUCCUGGAAAAGCAACAUAUAAGGAGAUACUACAGAAGCUCUUUAGAGACACGAAGACACUGAUUUGUCUACUUCCAGAGGAUGAAUCAGGUGUCACUGUAUCUAGGAAUGGAAAAUACAGAAUCGGCCUUAAAGACAGAAAUCAGUCAGAUGUAGCCAAGAACGUCAGAAUGACUAUAAAAGAAUGUCUUUCAAAGUCACCUUCAGUUUUCAAAAUUGAAAAUUUGUACAAAACUGAAGUGAUUACAAAAGAUGAAGAUGACCCUGAAUGCAAGAGAGGGAAAGAAGCUGCAGAGAAGAUCAUGAGCCAGUUGGAGGGAAAUGAAGUGUCCAAAUUAAAGGAACAACAUCUGCCCUGUCAGGGGAAGUUAUGGCAUGACUGGUGUGAGAUGAACAAAGACCUGCAUCGACUUCAAGGGAACAACAUAGAAAUGCAAAAGAGUAGAAAACAAAGAGAAAUGAAGCAAAUCCGUGAGGAGCAGCAUAAAUACAGACUCUCUGGUCUUAUGGAACAAUUCAUUUCCUCACUGGAUCAUCUAGGAGAAAAUGAAAAAUUAUUCUUUUUAAAAUGGGUUGGGAUUCUCCUGGACAAACGCACCUCAGAUGAUCUUUCUGCUCUUCAUCACAAAUACAAUGAAAAGUGGGCAGCAGUUUUAGACCUUAAGAAGAAGCAUGAUAAAUCAGAUAAAAUGAAGGUGGAGCAAACAGAACUUGAAGAAAUUUCAGAAAAACUGACUGCAGCAACCUUUGGUUUGGAACACAUCCUCAGAGAGAUAGGUCAGAUAUACGAGUCUUUUAUUUCUGUACAAACACCCAAGGAACGGUCUGAAGAAAAAACCUUGACCUCUCUCCCAAAGCUUGCAGCAGAACUCAUGAAAUCUGGUCAUCCAAUGGAGAUAAUGGAUGGUGAUGCUGCUCAUGUUCCUCUGAUCUGGGUUUCAGCAGUUCUAGAUGAACUUGUGAAGAUACUGGGAGACCAGAGAGUGUUUGUGCUGUCAGUUCUGGGGAUUCAGAGCUCUGGGAAAUCCACCAUGCUGAAUGCCAUGUUUGGACUCCAGUUUGCUGUCAGUGCUGGAAGGUGCACCAGAGGAGCCUUCAUGCAGCUGGUCAGAGUGUCGGAGGAGAUGAAAGAAGAGCUGAAGUUUGACUACAUUCUUAUUGUAGAUACUGAAGGGCUUCGAGCACUUGAGCUCGCCGGAAAAUCCACUCAACAUCAUGACAAUGAACUCGCCACAUUUGUUGUUGGUCUUGGAAACCUGACCUUGAUCAACAUCUUUGGAGAGAACCCUGCUGAGAUGCAGGACAUCCUUCAGAUUGUUGUUCAGGCCUUCCUGAGGAUGAAGAAGGUCAGACUGACUCCCAGCUGCAUGUUUGUGCAUCAGAAUGUCAGUGACAUCACAGCUGGAGAGAAAAACAUGGAGGGAAGGAGACGUUUACAGGAAAAACUGGAUGAAAUGACAAAAUUGGCUGCAAAAGAAGAAGAAAGUGAAGCUGAGUGUUUCAGUGAUGUUAUUGAAUUCAAUGUACAAGAUGAUGUGUAUUAUUUUGCGCAGCUCUGGGAGGGCAGCCCACCGAUGGCACCACCAAACCCAAGCUACAGCAGAAACAUUCAGAAUCUAAAGAAAGCCAUUUUCAAAAAAGCUGGCGAGUCUCCUGGUAUGACUUUCUCCCAGUUUAAAUCACGCAUCAGUGAUCUUUGGAAUGCAUUACUCCACGAGAACUUUGUGUUUAGCUUCAAAAACACACUGGAGAUAGCAGUGUACAGAAAACUGGAGAAUGAGUUUGGAAAAUGGACCUGGGCCCUCAGAAGUGCCAUGUUAGACAUUGAAGAAAAACUUUACAACAGAAUUGAAAAUGAAAAACUGAAAAGAAUUGAAGAAAAAGAUCUUUAUUCUUCCAUGGAAAAGGACAAAGAGGAAGUGGACAAAUCAGUGAAGAGUUUCUUUGAAGAGGACAAAGACAAAGAAAUUUUAAUUCAGUGGAGAGUGAGAUGUGAAAACAAAAUCACACAGCUUCAUGAAGACCUUGUCAAAGACACAAAACAAAAUGUGAAUGAAGUUUUACAACAGCAAAAAGCACGGGAGACUUUUGAACGUGAAAGGACACAGUACGAUGAAAAACUGUUCAAUCUGAGCAAAGACCUCGCUCUGAAACUCAAAAGCACAACAACUAAUGAAGAAGUUCUUAAAGAUGAAUUUGACAAAUUGUGGGAUAAAUGGGUCACUGAACUGACAAAAGACACACCUCCAGAGAGAACUUUUGAUUUUUGGGAGGAUGCUGUACAGAUUCUGUCUGUGGGCAAUGAACAAGCUUCUGUGUGGAGGCGGAAAUCUCAGCAAGACUACAAACAGAUAGACAGACUGGGAGAUUAUUCACCUUACAUUUCAAAACUCAUAAGACAGAAUGUUCUUCAUUAUGUUCCUGGCAUGAAUAAACCUUCUUUUGAAGACAAUGAUUUAGUAAGGACUCUGACCAUAAAUGUGAUCAAAGAAACCAAGGGAUUAAUUAAAGAGACAUGUAACAAAAUUGCCAGACUUGGGUACAAAGACAGCUACAUACAGGAAAUAACAGACCACGUCAGGAAGAGAGUUGAGCAACAUCACAGUGAAAACCAGAGAAUUAAGCUCAGAAAGGAAUUCACUCUGGAUCUCUGUCUUCAUGUGUGUGAACUUGCGAGUCACAGAUUUACUGAGCGCCAUAAACAAUUCAGGGAUGCAAAUGAUCCAAGAGUUUAUCUGUCCAAGCAGAAACCACAAUAUUACAGUGUCUUUACAAACUACUGCAGAGGAGCAACAACAACAAAAGUGUUUGGUGAACUGAUCUGCAGUAACCUGAGAGAAUCCAUCCUGCAAGCAGUUUACAAUAAAACUGCUAUUGAUUUGGCAUCACAGAUCAGAUCAGACAUGCGAGAGUUUAACGGUAACAGAUCAAACCUUGAGAAACACAUCCUCAAAUGUCUGGCAGAGGAGGAGAACUUUGAGAAGUACAAAGAGUACAUUCAUAAUCCCCAAAAGCACUUCGAACACUUCAUUACAGAGAAGGUGAAUAAGUACAUUACUGAAAAUAACACCACAGUUCUGAACCUUUUUAAAGGAAAUCUAAAAGACAAAAUACAGAGAGUAAGAAAUGCUGUUCACACUGCAACUGAAGAGGUGAAGAACAGCCGUGGUGAUGCAGACAUGUGGCUGAGAAGUUUUACCAGUUCACUAAAAGAUGAACUGAACUUAAAAGAAAUAACCUUCACUGAUCACAAAGAAAUUACAGACUUUCAUUUUCUACAGCAGCUUGUUAGUAAAGGUCUCACUGAAAUGAUGUCAGAGCUAGACAAAAGCUUUAAACGUGUAAAAGACAUCAAAAUGGAGAAGUUCAGGAAGAAGCCAGAUGAGAUCCUGAUUGAACACCUCUGUCAAUGCUGCUGGGUUCAGUGUCCAUUCUGUAAAGCCAUCUGCACCAACACAAUGGAGGAUCAUGAUGGAGAUCACAGCGUCCCUUUCCACAGGGUAGAUGGUAUCAAUGGGACGUAUUACAGAGAUACAACAAAUCUCGAUGCUGAUUUCUGCACAACACUUGUGCAAAGUUGUAAAGCUUUCUACCCCAGACAUGAUACAGAUGUGUCUGUACCUUUCAAAUCAUACAGAACAGCAGGAGGAGUUUAUGCUACCUGGAGCAUCACCCCUGAUAAUUCACAGCUCGCAUACUGGAAAUGGUUUGUGUGCAGAUUCCAGAAAGACCUGGAAAAGCACUACGAGAAAACAUUUCAGGGUAAGGGUGAGAUCCCCGGGGAAUGGAGAGACUUCACUAAAGAACAAGCUAUAGAGAGUUUGGAUGAAUAUAUCUGAUGAAAGACUCUUCUGAACAGAACCCAGCAGGAACAGCAACGUAAUCAUGAACCAGUCAUAAACAGAGAAACUUUGCCUGUAUUAGUGACAACAGAAAUGACAAAAAAAAUGAUUAGAAAACAUUAAUUAGAUUAAAUUUAGAAUAAUCACUAUAUAUACACACUGUUUCAACUUUUCUCUUUCUUUUUUCUUCUUCAUGACAACAUUUAAAAAUUAAUCAUGUUAUAUCAGUGAAAAUAUUAAUCACAGAAUGUGCUUGAUUAUGAAAUGUAUUUUUUUAAAUAAGAUGUUCUUGUUUGAGUGUCAAUGUUGCAAUAAUAAACAAUAUUACAAAAUA
Messenger RNA from Pangasianodon hypophthalmus (striped catfish), 6596 nucleotides. RefSeq names its product interferon-induced very large GTPase 1. Bases 869 to 6259 code for a protein of 1796 amino acids. Gene Ontology annotation, molecular function: GTP binding. The record is from RefSeq and is a predicted model, not a curated record. Lineage: Eukaryota; Metazoa; Chordata; Actinopteri; Siluriformes; Pangasiidae. The transcript is spliced from 8 exons.